This is a messenger RNA of Adineta steineri, 957 nucleotides long. NCBI's taxonomy places the organism in Eukaryota, Metazoa, Rotifera, Eurotatoria, Adinetida, Adinetidae. The record is from the annotation of a GenBank genome assembly.
AUGUUAGAAACAAUCUAUGAAGUUGAUGAAGAAAUUCAUACCAAUGAAGAUUCUUCAAAAUCUUCUAAUACGCAAUCACAAUUGUCGGUAUAUAUGUGUUGGUGUAUGCUUACUGGUUGUUUUAUAAUACUUACAUUUAUUAUCAUGAUUUCUUUAAAUCCUCAAUAUUUAGUAAAUAACUCAACUAAUAAUAAUACACUUGAGAAAAUCAAUAGUUCAUUUCAUUCGGAAGAAAAAUUCGAAAUAUCAUCGGAAAUUAUUAACUAUCUUAGUAUCUUUUCGCAUCAGAUUAAUAAACAACUUGACCUUCAAUUAAAUCCCGUUAUAUUUUUAACAUUGCCUAUUUCAAAUUUAUCAUUAGAUGAAUUUGUUGAGCAAGAUAAAUUACUUUGGGUUUAUGGAUAUUUAAAUUAUUCUCAAUCGUGUACGGAUAAUAAUAAAAAUAAGAAUUGUAAAGAAAUUUAUUUUUCGAAAUUUAAAACAAUUUUUAUGAAAUUAUCCAAUUUCAUAAAUACAAUCAAAUUAAAUACUCUUCAAAAUAAACGAAUCCAGUAUGAUUGGUGUAAUCUAAGAGAAAAUUCCAAAACUGUAACAUUCGCAUCAGUAGUAUCGAUAACUACUAUCGGUAAAAAUGUAACUGAAACACCUACGUCAUUCGAUCAUUCUAUCUGUGAUGAUCCAAAUCAAAAUAUUCUUCUAGCAAAAUCCUUUGAAUAUCUAAUGUCUCAUGAAGAUUUAAUAAUAAUCAAUUCAGGUUCCAACAAUUCCGAUAAUCAACAAGUAUCAUCUACGUCUGAUCCUAAUUCUAAUAAUAACAUUACCGAUGAACAAAUAGCAUAUAUUACUCCAUCAGACUGUGUAAAAUCUAGUGGCGACGAUAAUAAUCAAAAUAAGGACACUACUUAUUGUCCAAAUGAUACCGGUUCACAAUAUCAUCUUAUGUGGAAUUCAUAUUAA